Molecule: messenger RNA, 3261 nt
Organism: Astyanax mexicanus (Mexican tetra)
Lineage: Eukaryota; Metazoa; Chordata; Actinopteri; Characiformes; Acestrorhamphidae
Gene: cd40lg
Product: CD40 ligand
Exons: 4
Coding region: 83-889 (268 amino acids)
Biological process (GO): immune response
Cellular component (GO): membrane
Molecular function (GO): tumor necrosis factor receptor binding
Source: RefSeq, a predicted model, not a curated record
GUUGGAGGAACUGUUCAGACCUGUAUGGGUGGAGGUGGUGUUCACGUCUCAGCUCUCUCUGAUUCUGAUUCUCUCCAUCAUUAUGAUAAACACCUUUCACACCAGCUACAAUCACGGGCCCGUGCCUCCGCCGGGGCCUCCGCCGGGGCCGCCGCCGGUGCCCCCGCGGCAGGGCUACCGAGGGCCCGUGCUGCCGACCAACACCUCACUGGUAAAGUUCUUGUCUGUGAUGAUGCUUCUGCUGAUGAUCCUGACCUUCGGAGGGUUCUUCUACAUGUUCCACAGACUCAACGUGCAGGUGGAAUUCAACAUGUGUAUGGCGAGCAGGUUGGACAGACUCACCCCUGAACAGAGAGAGAAGUGCCUGAAGCUGGUGGGAAACUCAUGGGGCACAGGACAGGAUGGAAAAGUCGCCUUCUUAUCGGGAAGAGGAUUCUACACUUUACCAGCAGCACGACUGGUCCUUACAAAGAAAACUCCUGGUAUUAAAGUCAAGGACCAGUUGAACACCCUGUACUGGGACCAGAACCACUCUAUGACUAAGAAGAUAAACCUUAACAGCGAUGGGAGCUUUACCGUGGAACAGCCUGGAUACUAUUACAUCUACUCCCAAGUCUCUUUUUCCAAAGGACACCCAAAUGUCCCCCUGCGGCAAACCUUAUGGACCCGUAAACCAGACAAAGAUAAGAAGCAGGAAGCGGACUGGAAGGAACUACUAAUGUCCUACUGCAGUUUACCUCAGAGCAGCCCUGUAAGCAACGUAUGUACAGCCUCGCAGGCUGGCGUGUUCGAACUUCAGAAGAACCAGCAGCUUCGUGUUAACGUAACUAGCAGUGACUUAGUGAAUGAAGAAUCCACCACUUUAGGAUUGUUUAAACUACAGGACUGAACUCGGGAAGCAUCUGGAGUAAGAAGACUGAACUACCGUCCAUAACUGGAUCAGGACCAGAGAGUUUACAUGGAUAACCACAUGCUGAUGCACUCAUCAUCAACAUCUUUGAAAAAGGGGUUUAGGACCCAGCAGUUAUUACAAAAGGAAUGAAAUAUAGAGUAUCAGUCAAACGUUUGGACACACCUUCUUAUUCAAUGUAAAGGAACAAAUGAGAAAUCAUGUAGAAAACUUAAAAGUGUUAAACAAACCAAAUAUCCUGGUCUUACUUUCCUGGGGUGGUCCUGAUGAGGGCCAGUUCCAUCAUUAGGUUUUAAAGACGUUUUCAUGUCUUUGCGACUGACCUUCAUUUCUUUAAGUAUUUUUUUUCUUUACUUAUUUGAGUAGUUCUUGCCAUAAUCUGGAUUAGAACAUUACUCAAAUAGGGCUCUAUUCACUGUAUACCAACUCUACCUCUAAGGUGUGUCCAAACUUUUGACUGGUACUGUAUAUCUACAUUCUACUGACCUGGUAACACCUCAGUUCAACCUCAAUGGAACCUCAAAUGAGAAGCUGUUAACUGUUGGACUUUGUUCCAUGUAAGAAAUGAGUCAUGAAAAUUAGAUUUGAAGUUUUUCCAUGUAUAUAUUAUUGUUCUUAAUUUAUUAAUGCUGACUGUUAUUGUAUACUGUAAUACAGUAGUACCUUUAUUUAUUAAGGGAAACUCUAGCCAAAGUGAUUUAGGCUAGGCUAGGCUACGCUAGGCUAGUCUCAAAACCUGGUUCCCUUCCGUGUCAGUCCAAACCAUGAAGAUUAAGCUGUUCUUAUGAAGGGAAGUGACACUAGCUUUGGUGGACUGGACUCCUGCUUUCAACUGAACAAUUGAGCCCUUCCAACUAAUAACCAUACAUGAACUGCUUCUCCUGUUUGGAACUCCAAAUUUGAUUCUCCAGUGGACAACUUUUUUACACUAAAAAACUAAAAUGUGCUUUAUUUAGAUACCUAAAAUAAAAUAACUUUUAAUAGUAAAGAAAAUAAGAGAGACAGAGUUAAUAUAUGGUUAAUCUUCAUAACAAGAAAUUGUUAAUAUAUGUUUUUUUAUGUACAGCUCUGGGAAAAAAUUAAGAGACCACUUCAGUUUCUGAAUCAGUUUCUCUGAUUUUGCUAUUUAUAGAUAUAUAACAUUAACAUUGUUGUUUUAUUCUAUGAACUACGGACAACAUUGCUCCCAAAUUCCAAAUAAAAAUAUUGUCAUUUAGAGCAUUUAUUUACAGAAAAUAAGAAGUGGCUGAAAAUUAAUAUUUGGUGGAAUAACCCUGUUUUUUAAUCACAGUUUUUAUGCACCUUGGCAUGUUCUCCUCCACCAGUUUUACACACUGCUUUUGGAUAACUUUAUGCCUUUACUCCGGGUGCAAAAAUUCAAGCAGUUCAGCUUGGUUUGAUGGCUUGCGAUCAAAGAAACUUAUAAUUUUAAAGUGGUCUCUUAUUUUUGUCCAGAGCUGUAUAUAUCUAUUCCUUUAAAUGAGAAAUGGCUUAUUUAAGAUUAUUCGCAUAUAUGGUUAAUCCUUAUAGCAAAAAAAUGGGUAAUAUAUUUUUUGUACAUAUGGCUAUAGUCCCAAAAGAGAGAAAUGGUUAAAUUACUGUUAUUCCAGGUAUGGAUAUUUACAGCAAAAGAUAUGGAUAUUUGUUGGAAUGGCGCAGAAAAGGACUGUAUUAACACAUGCCAGACAUGUGCAGUAACUAGUAACUAGAAUAGAACAUGCUCAUGUGGGGCAGUAUGGGUAGCACAACUAGUUCUCUUUAUGGGUUUCCUAUGGGACCUAUAUAUCGUCGCUGUCCAAUGAAAAACAGAGAGAAAAAAAACUUCUAAACUUUCAGUGGAAGUCGAUAAAAAGAGUUUAUUCCAGGUCCAUUAAUCAAAAAUUUUAGACAGUUUGUUCAAAUUGUGUAUUAAACAAAACAUCGACAAAAAUGGAAAUAUUUGUUUUUCAUUGGACAGUGAUGAUAUGAAUGUUGGUGAUAGACCCCAUCAGAGUCAGUGAUAGAACUGGGGGGUUAAGGAUUGACCUCAUCUGGGUGGUACACUGCACUAAAUGGGGCCUAGAUGGGACUCCUAGAUGUGAAAUUAAGGUGGGCUAUAAUCAUGGGGCCCAUAAAAACAUGACAUGCCUACCUGAAACCCACCUGAAACCCACCUAGCCCACGUUCCACCCAUGUGAGCCCUACAGGAUGAACAGGGACCGUUGGCAGGGACAGUUUUUACCAGGUUUUGUCAUGAGUAAACCUUCUUGAGAAACAGACAGCAGCACAGGGGACUGUAUCUCAGGGACCUGGAAUUUCCCUCUCUGUAAAUCUGUAUUUAUAUUAUUUGUAUUAAAAGAAAUGCGACUGUC